Messenger RNA from Mytilus trossulus (common blue mussel), 1892 nucleotides. RefSeq lists its product as uncharacterized. The record is from RefSeq and is a predicted model, not a curated record. The coding region runs from base 306 to 1736 and encodes 476 amino acids. The transcript is spliced from 6 exons. Lineage: Eukaryota; Metazoa; Mollusca; Bivalvia; Mytilida; Mytilidae. Gene Ontology annotation, molecular function: protein binding. Gene Ontology annotation, biological process: regulation of apoptotic process; signal transduction.
UGCCUGUAAACCAUAAUCCUGGGUGACCUCAUAGUAUGACCCUAUUCAGACGCCUAACAGUUUUGAUUUCAAAGAUAGAAUGAUGUAACGACAUUUGGGAAUUUUUAAAGUUAAAUAUAUAAAGGACAAUAUCAGUUGUCAAAAUCAGUUCCCAAAGAUAUUUGAUAACAACGUCAACUAUACGUAACAACUUUAUAUAAAAGGGAAGAAAAAGAGAAGAACAGAGAUUCAAUAAAGUAUAUACAUUUUAGAAUAAGCCAAUAACACUUUGACCAGAGCAUAAUCUUCAGGUCUUCUACACAAGCAUGAGUCUUAGGAAAUUUAUUAGGAAACGCCGUAAGAAAGAUGUAGAGGAUUGGUAUACUGGUGAUUCUGAAACUGAAGAUCAGUCUUGUUUUGUCCGGAAUGGAACCCUGAGAAGAUCAUACGGAACACAUACGGAGUUUAUACGUAAUGGUACUACGAGAAGAAGUUUGGACAAUUACCAAGGUAUGCUCCAUUUAAAUACUUUACAAAGAGGAGAAUUAAAGGAUUUAAGACAACAAAACGAGUUCCAAACAAAAAGAGCAAAUAUGUUAGAAGCUUUUAAAGAAAACCAGCCAAAUGUUUUAGGACGCGAUAGAGAAGACGAACACCAGAAAGAGCGGAGAAAGUUAGAAAUAUUAUACAUGAGUCAGGAGAAAGAAAACAAGAAACUCGAAAAAGAAUUGGAAAAGUAUAAAAAACUAUGUCAUGCCUCGGAAAAAAAUCUCAAGGAACAAUGUGAGCGGUCCAAUAAUUUUGAGAAACAGAUGGUUGUUGUACUUGGCCAUCUUUCAAAGUUGGAUACAACUACAUUAGUAAAAGAAGACAUAGAACAAGUGAUUCAAGGUGUAACUUCUCAGUUAAACCAGCAUUCCAAACUAUUAUCAACGAUAAAUGAGAGAACGUUGGAGACAAGCAACGAUGUCAAAAGUUUGAAGAUACUUGCUCAACUUGGACCUGAAAUCAUCAAGAAGAAAAAAAUGAAAUCACUGCCAGAAGAUGUAAAGUCGGCUUUACAGAGACUUGCAAGUCUUAUUGGACCUCGAUGGCAAGAACUUAUACCUGCUCUUGGUCUCUCCCCAAGUUGUAAUGAGCUAGGAAAUAGUUCUCGUACAUCAUCGGAGAAGUUUUGGAGAAUAAUUCAAUACUGGUAUAAUUCCGACCAAGAGGUGUCGCUGACUAGCCUAAUCACAGCCUGUAGGAAGAUCGGAAUCGACAUAGUUCGAGAUAAGCCAAUGCCGGAAUACCACCAACGAAUCCUUCAGAGACAAACACAAGGACUUAUCAAUGAUAUCAUAGACGUACAUCAUGUAGUUCCAUACCUACAGACAGAUUUAGUUAUGUCAAUAAGCCUGAUAGAAUAUAUUUAUUCAGGUGCUGACAGAAGUACUCGAAUACUCAGAAUGUUACAUGCUCUAACUGUUCUUGGUGAGAACGCCCUUCCCGUCUUUGUGAAAGCCCUGAGAGAAUCUAGCCAUGAUCAUUUGGCAGAAAACUUUAAAGAUUGCCUUGAGAAUGGGACGGCAGAUGAAAAAAUGGCGUUACCAUUAAUAGAUAAAGUCCAGUGUUUUGAAAAAGAUUCACAGUGCAUAACAGUCCCUAUAGGCAUAAAGGAAUUUGCAACAAUGAAAACCAAACUUGAGUUAUGCUAUGCAGAGAUUUGUAAAAAUGAACAUAUGAAGACAAAUAACAUUAAAUUUGAAGAGAGAUGAAUUAAUAUCAUCCAGUUGUUAAAACGUUAUUUGAUUUAUUUUAAAAUUGUAAAUAUAAAAUUGUAAGUCAUAUUGCAUUCAAGAUAUUUGUAAUUUUGUAUAUAUUUGUUAGAAUUCUGUUAAUUAAGUUUGUCAUCAAUUUCACCCAAGUUUUUC